AUGGGACGACAUGGGAGAGAAGGGCGAUGGUGGGCAGCUACACCACUUGCUGACAACAUCGUUCUGACAACACCUAGCAGCCAAGCGGAACGAAUGCUGACCGAAUUCGACGAAACAUGUGGAUGCAUCGGUCUUCAGCUUAAUCUGCAAAAGAUGAUGUUCAUGCGUAACAGAUGGGUCUCGAAUGUGCCAUUCACGCUGAACGGAACAAACAUAUCCGAGUGCACCAGCUACGUUUAUCUGGGUCGAAAAAUAAACAUGAAGAACGACCUGAUCCCCGAGCUGGGCAGGAGGAAACGAGCGGCUUGGGGAGAGUAUAAGAGCAUCGAGGAUGUAGUGAAGAAUAUCAAGAAAACCUGGCUCCGUGCUCAUCUCUUCAACACUACCGUACUUUCCGCCUUGACCUAUGAUUCAGAAACGUGGGCAUUUCGCAAGCAGGAAGAAAAUGCGGUGAGCGUAACUGAAUGCGCAAUUGAGAGAGUGAUGCUAGGAGUAUCCGCUUCACGCAAGAGAGGGGCUGGAUUCGAAGUUUUCUCCUACGUCAGUGAUCGAAAAUUAGAGACCCGGCCGCGUUCGCCAAGGAAAGUAAAAUAA
Messenger RNA from Necator americanus (New World hookworm), 594 nucleotides. RefSeq lists its product as uncharacterized. The transcript has a single exon. The coding region runs from base 1 to 594 and encodes 197 amino acids. The record is from RefSeq and is a predicted model, not a curated record. Lineage: Eukaryota; Metazoa; Nematoda; Chromadorea; Rhabditida; Ancylostomatidae.